This is a messenger RNA of Coregonus clupeaformis (lake whitefish), 3978 nucleotides long. RefSeq names its product flotillin-2. Gene Ontology annotation, cellular component: plasma membrane. NCBI's taxonomy places the organism in Eukaryota, Metazoa, Chordata, Actinopteri, Salmoniformes, Salmonidae. Gene Ontology annotation, biological process: protein localization to plasma membrane; regulation of myoblast differentiation. The transcript has 11 exons. The record is from RefSeq and is a predicted model, not a curated record. The coding region runs from base 321 to 1607 and encodes 428 amino acids.
GAUACAGACAAACGUCAGGUAGACAGUAGAUGAAACUGCUACUACAUAGUGGCUACUAGUACACUGCAUGGGAAGGGAGAGAGCCCCCUGAAGUGGGCAGGUCAUGUUGUGUUGACAAACGUUAGCUUCUAGCUAGGCUACGUCACCGUCUUGAUUUGGGGCGGGGGCUUGCAGGAGAUUUAAUAGGUUUGAAGGUGGCAAAGACGCUGUGAAUGUUACUGUUUUUAAUCGAAUUGAGAGAUAUUUAACCACACAACCAAUAGAUAGUACAAUACAGAACUGUUUCACGCAUAGUUGUGAGGAUAUAUCACCGGAAGAAGAUGGGUAGCUGCCUUACAGUUGGACCAAAUGAAGCCGUGGUUGUCUCUGGUGCCUGUUGUGGUUCAGAUGAGAAGACCUACAUGGUGGGGGGCUGGGCCUGGGCCUGGUGGCUCAUCACUGACAUUCAAAGGAUUACCCUGGAGAUUAUGACACUCCAACCCAAGUGUGAGGAUGUUGAGACUGCAGAGGGGGUCGCCAUCACUGUCACUGGGGUGGCACAGAUCAAAGUGAUGACAGAUCAUGAUCUUCUGGCAAUUGCUUGCGAGCAGUUUUUGGGCAAAUCCGUCCCCGAAAUCAAAGGAGUGGUUUUGCAAACCUUGGAGGGACAUUUACGCUCAAUUCUAGGCACACUGACGGUGGAGCAAAUCUACCAGGACAGGGACAAGUUUGCACAGCUGGUGAGGGAGGUGGCAGCGCCCGACGUGGGCAGAAUGGGCAUUGAGAUCCUCAGCUUCACUAUCAAGGAUGUCUAUGAUAAACUGGACUACCUGAGCUCACUAGGGAAGACUCAGACAGCAGCAGUCCAGAGGGAUGCAGACAUUGGUGUGGCAGAGGCAGAAAGGGAUGCUGGGAUAAGAGAAGCGGAGUGCAAGAAGGAGAUGAUGUAUGUCAAGUUCCUGGCCGACACCAAGAUGGCCGACUCCAAACGAGAACUUGAACUGCAGAAGGCUGCUUUCAACCAAGAAGUCAACACCAAGAAAGCUGAGGCCCAGCUGGCCUAUGAGCUGCAGGCAGCUAAAGAACAGCAGAAGAUUAGGCUGGAGGAGAUAGAGAUUGAGGUGGUUCAGAGGAAGAAGCAGAUCACCAUUGAGGAGAAGGAGAUUGUCCGUACAGAGAAGGAGCUCAUCGCCAUGGUGAAGAGGCCUGCCGAGGCAGAGGCAUACAAGAUGCAGCAGCUGGCUGAGGGACAGAAGAUGAAGAAGGUUCUGACGGCCCAGGCGGAGGCAGAGAAGAUCCGGAGGAUAGGCGAGGCAGAGGCCGGCUCCAUAGAGGCGAUAGGGAAGGCUGAGGCUGAGAAGAUGAGGCUGAAGGCUGAGGCCUACCAGCAGUAUGGAGAGGCAGCCAAGACUGCUCUGGUCCUGGAGGCCCUGCCCAAGAUUGCAGCCAAGGUGGCGGCACCGCUGGCCAGGACCAAAGAGAUAGUCAUCCUGAGCGGGGAGGGCAACCAUGUGACAGGGGAAGUGAACCGCCUCCUGGCUGAACUUCCUGUGUCCGUCAACGCCCUCACAGGAAUUGACCUAUCAAAGAUCCCACUACUGCAGAGGAUGACCGAUGCUCAGGCCUGAAAACAAUAUCUCGCUUCUACUCUGAUAUCUGUUUUAUGCACUCUCAUAGACUGCCUUCAAUACACUUGAAAUUAUUAUUAUUUAUUUAUUUAUUAAAUAUGAACAAGUGGAUUUUAAAAAAACCUCUGGUGCCUUAAUUUCUACAGGACCAGAAUAUCUGCAUGUACCGCUGCUCCUUUAUAUACUCUAUGUAUCUUUGAGUUCACUACUUUUUGAAUCAUGGAAGCUUUGUACAAUAAGUAGAUCACAUGGGAUGCAUUAUAAUUUAGCAUGAACUGAGCCUUUUUUUAAAACUCAUAUACCUAUCUAGUCUCUACCUUACCAUUUAAUUUCAGUGAACAGCUGUCAAGAAGAGCAAUCUCAGUGAUUUUCUUUCAAAGUUGUACUCACCUUGCCUAUUAUACACUUCAUGAUUACUCAGUAAUGAUCUCAUCUUGCUAUCAUGUGACUAUUGUAUAGGUUAGAGUACAGUAACUUCCCUAAUGUAUAUACCUUUUCAUUUAGCUGAUUUCAUUUGUGUCCUUUAUGAUGAGUAAUGGGUUUUCACAAUCAGGUGACAAGUUGUAUCAAGUGCUACAUGAAACAAGGUGCUCACUGCUUACUAUCCUCAAAUAAUUGAUUUAGGCUUCUACUUAGUCAAAACUCUGGGUAACUGGGAAUUCGUCCCACUCAACAAGAAAUCAUGUCUUUUCAUUUAGUUUUAUGUUGUAAACAUUAUGUUUAGUACAUUAUUUCAAAGAUACUUUCAUUUAUAGCAACAAGAAUGGCCUUUUUUACUCAUCCCAGAAACCUGAUUGGCAGUCCUUUGUUUCUUUGGCUAUGAUGCACCUUUCUGAAUUGGCGUAAAAUAAGUUGAAGUACUGAAUUGACUUGAAGUAAGUUUGAGGGAGAGAUGAAGACUUUGUGGGUUUCUAUGAUGCAGGGUAAUUUAUUGAGAGAACUCUUUGUCCUGGAGAAAGUUCAGUAUGUGAAAUAUUGAAGGGUUUUUGAGUCCAAGAAGAAGUAAAAUGGCGUUACUCGUAGCCAAACUAGUCAUUGCUCCUUAUCAUUUUUAUUAUACAGGAAUUCAUAUUUUAAAAAAAUAUGAGCUGUGAUAUGUUUUAAGAAGUAAUUUUGUUCAUUCUGUUGAUUUCUUCAUUUAAUUGUUAAUUUGAUUAGUGUGACUUGAUUAUAACAUUGACAGACACUUGUUGCAGUUUUAUAUAGUAAUAUAAGUACAUUUUAAGUCAUGUAAGACAGCCUUUCAGGUUCUUACCAUGAUGUAAUCUUUGUUAAAGAUAACUCUGUAUAUCAUACACUUGUGUCAGAGAAAGAAUCACUCCUGUUCAAACAAUGCUGUUCAAUGUAUUUAGUCAUUUAUUUUGCUUUUAAUGAUAUAUAAUUGUUAAAAUGGGUAUAUGUACUGUUACACUAUUGUCAUUCCACAUUACCUCCAUAUUAUCUGUUUGUUGAGCUCAUUCCAAGACUGAACAUCACAAUCUGAUUAUAUUGGCUUUUUGUUGUAUUGUGAUUAGUCAUAGUAGAGGUAGAAGACUAACUUUCUGCUUGUUGUUUAGUAUCACUAUUUACAUUGUAAUCUGAACCAAGGUGGAGAGUAGCCCUUUGUACAAGGACAGGGAAAUGGCAGAUCUUCUUGUUCAUUUUUAAUAUAUGUGGAUGCCAUCAUCACUGAUUUGGUGACUUGCACUAUUCAAUAUAAGAUCAUGUGAAAUGGUAAACCAAGAUGGGAAAAGUCCAGCUAUCAUGUAAGUGGACAGAUUAUAAUUUGCUCAGUGCUUUUUUGUAAAGAAUAUCAGCGCUCAAAUAAUGUUUGAAUUGGAAAAAUGUUUUCUUGUCCUUUCCCCCUCUCAGACAUAUCGUAAUGUUCUUUUAAUUAGUAAAAUGAAAAUGACUACUCUGAAGGACUGUUAAACUGUUAUGUUUCUUUUUUGCUGCCCUCAAAUUGAUUUGACUCCACUUCAUUGCAGCCAUUGUAAUUUUGCCAAUACUGUGAAAAGGUUUCAGUUGUGUAACAGCUGUAAUUUAGAUUUUUGAGUUACAUUGUGGCUUCACGACCAAAUGCAUUGUUCUGACUAAGCUUUUAUUUUUUAGACAAACCACUAAAGAUACUGUAUGUUGGAUACUGAGGUCCUUUCAAAAUGUCAUUUUGUCAUUUUUGUGUGAAAAUAAUAUUCACUUUACUGUUAUGUGUCAAAUAUAGAGAUGUGCAUGCACUCAUGCCACCAGUUUUGUGUCAAUGUAGAUGUUUUUUUUUAUUUCUCAACAGGACAACACAAGUGAUCCUACAUGUUAUUUGUGAAUGUUAUCCAUCUGUAACAUAUUACCAUAUUUCAGUCUUCAUUCUAAUAAAAUUACAUUGUUGUGCUCUUUU